AUGCCGGCGCGUCCAGUCACUAAGAGAGAUAUUCUCUCCUGUGCGCCAAAACAAUUGUUACAAGAGCUCCGUCGAUCAAUUUGUGGCUGGGAUAAAGCAGUAAAUCAAGAUGUUGAAGUGGCUUGGAGAAAAUGGAGAAAUGACAUUCAAAUUGUUGAGUCAUUAUUUGCUCUCGAACAUCAGUCGUUGCAUGUUUUCUCUGACGUAUCCGAGGUCGGUUAUGGAGCCGUAGCCUACCUGAGAUGUGAGUCAGUAGAGCAAGUUCGCUGCAGUUUUUUGAUGGGGAAAUCAAGAGUAGCGCCCCUCGAGCCAGUAACUAUUCUUCGCCUCGAACUUCAGGUUGCGGUAUUGGCGGUUAGACUAAUGCGUCACCUGGUGAAGCAACUAGAAGCCCGGUUUAACAAAGUAUACUUUUGGACUGACUCAGUGGUUGUGCUGCAUUAUAUUUUUAGUACAAGUUCGACGUUUAAAACUUUUGUGGCCAGCAGGUUAUUUCCAUACAUGGAAAUACCAACACUUCUCAAUGGAGAUAUGUUCCAGCCAACGUGA
Molecule: messenger RNA, 549 nt
Organism: Opisthorchis viverrini
Lineage: Eukaryota; Metazoa; Platyhelminthes; Trematoda; Opisthorchiida; Opisthorchiidae
Exons: 3
Coding region: 1-549 (182 amino acids)
Source: RefSeq, a predicted model, not a curated record